AAUUUACUACGUUGGGUUCUCGUCACGGCUGAUCAUAUUACUCUGGAGGCCCUAGUACUUACCCCGAGGGAUCUUUGUCGUUGCGCAAUCAAUGCGCAAUAGUUUGUUAUUCCAUCACGUGUUUUCAUGUUCCUCGCUAACUUCUGAGUUUAUGCUAAGACCUGCAAAACCCAUCCGGGAUGUAGUCAAACAUUCUGUCCAUAUUCAGUACAAGCUUGAGCUUUUACGCUUAGGGCUCCAACGAGACAUCUACCCUAGGCUUGAUCAGUGUUUCCGGGAAGAUGCUUUCGAUCAAAAAUGGCCAUCCCUGUGGCAGUCCGACUUUGAUGUGGAUACUGUUUUCGAAGAAGCGAUACUGCCAUCGCCCAUGGUCACCCUGAACACUCAGCACCGGCCGCUGCCAAGCCAUCUUACUUUCGACCCUCUGCAGGAUCUUGCCGUCAAUCUUAAUCUUGUCUUUCCUUACCUGAUAGUUGCUUUUGCGACCGAUGCGGAACAAAAUCUUUUUUUGUGGAGUCUCAGUCGGCUUCAUUUCGGUGGAAUCCCCAUCCAAGCUCUGUCGAAUGCGCUUCCUCGGAGUGCAAACACACUAUUUAUGCACCCGACGAUUAUUUUGUUUAUGUUGUGUGCCAUCCUGAAAUCUGCGAUGAUCGUGUGGUUAUUUACUAUGACAUAGACGAAUCGGGCGACCUAGUUUCAUCCACCAUAUUCAUACAAGUGAUUCAAAGAGGAAGGGACAUGCGAAGAGUGAGUCCCUCCAUUCUUGAGAACAACUCUGCUGCUUAGCAUUAAAUCAACUUCGUUUACUAGAUCGACCUUAAGAUGAUCAUCUGUCACAAGUCCACGUUGUUGACCAGCU
Molecule: messenger RNA, 859 nt
Organism: Suillus clintonianus
Lineage: Eukaryota; Fungi; Basidiomycota; Agaricomycetes; Boletales; Suillaceae
Exons: 1
Coding region: 92-676 (194 amino acids)
Source: RefSeq, a predicted model, not a curated record